Physeter macrocephalus (sperm whale) is the source of this 825-nucleotide messenger RNA. RefSeq names its product ryanodine receptor 1-like. Gene Ontology annotation, biological process: release of sequestered calcium ion into cytosol by sarcoplasmic reticulum; striated muscle contraction. The coding region runs from base 469 to 762 and encodes 97 amino acids. Gene Ontology annotation, molecular function: ryanodine-sensitive calcium-release channel activity. NCBI's taxonomy places the organism in Eukaryota, Metazoa, Chordata, Mammalia, Artiodactyla, Physeteridae. The record is from RefSeq and is a predicted model, not a curated record. The transcript is spliced from 3 exons. Gene Ontology annotation, cellular component: Z disc; sarcoplasmic reticulum membrane; calcium channel complex.
AAAAAAAAGGUGAUGUUUCAAGAUGUCUUAAAAAAUGAUGUGAUAUGGACACAUCUGUGAUUUGUAUGGAUGACACAACCACGGAUUCUGCUAAUGUUGCUGUGAUUUAUGGCCUCAUCCAUAAUGGAAGGAAAUGCUACAUUUCAGAUGGAGGGUGGGAAAUAUAAAAAUAUAACUCUUUUCCCCAUCCAUGUUCACAGACCCCUGGGAUUUUAUCCAUUGACCCCUUGGAGGUGCAUGGGGCCAGGUUACGAUUGCUCCAUGCCCAGCUCUGUGUAGGUGCAGGAGGCAAUUCGCAGACUUAAGUCCCAGGGGAUAGAAGGAGCUUACCGUUGAAGGAAUGAGCCAGGGCAUGUGGCUGGAGCAGGAAAGGCAGUGGUGAGGGCAAGGCUGUGAGAGGGAAAGGCUGGGCUGGUGAGCCCUGACUCAGGCAGCUCCGUGGGCCGGGCUCUGCUGCAGGAGAAAGAGAUGGAGAAGCAGAGGCUCCUGUACCAGCAGGCGCGGCUGCACAACCGGGGCACCGCGGAGAUGGUGCUCCAGAUGAUCAGUGCCUGCAAAGGAGAGACGGGCGCCAUGGUGUCCUCCACCCUGAAGCUGGGAAUCUCCAUCCUAAAUGGAGGCAAUGCCGAUGUGCAGCAGAAAAUGCUGGAUUACCUGAAGGACAAGAAGGAAGUUGGCUUCUUCCAGAGCAUCCAGGCGCUGAUGCAAACCUGCAGGUGGGCUCUAGUGCACAUCUUUAGUGAAGCUGCUUGGUGUGGCUGAGCCCCCAGUCCUCGUACCACCUCCGGUUCCAGGCCUGUUCUCUUGGUUCCAGGAACAGAGACA